AUGCCAAGCGCCCUCCGCACCUUCACCCUCAACUUCGUCGGCGACGUCAUGCUCGGCCGCCUCGUCGACCAACUCUGGCCCCAGCACGUCGACAACGCCCACGAACGGCGCGUCAUCUCCUACUUCAUCGAGCGCUACCCCUACCUGAGCAACUACACCCACCGCGACCCCUGGGGCUCCGCGCUGCCCCUCUUCCACGACGCCGACCUCAACCUCAUCAACCUCGAGACCUCGGCAACAACCACCAACGACCCCUGGCCCAGCAAGGCGUUCAAUUACCGCAUGCACCCGUCGAACGCAGCCGCACUGCGCGAAGCCCGCGUCGACUACGCCAGUCUCGCGAACAACCACACCCUGGAUUUCGGCACGGAGGGACUAGUCGACACGGUGUGGACGAUGAAGGAGUUCAAGAUUGCGUUUGCGGGGGUGGGCGAGACCACAGACGAGAGCCGGCGGCCGGCGGUGCUGCGCCUGCCGCGUGGCGCGGCCGAUCCCCAUCAUCACCACCAGCAUGGACAGGCGCAGGACGAACGACCGGGCCGAUCAUACCAAGUCCACGUCUACUCGGCCUCGGACCACCCCCGCGACUGGGCCGUCGUGCCCAACUUCCACCUCAUCGACUACUCGGCACGAACAAGAGACCACCUGAGGACCCUACUAACCUCCAACGACAAGCCCGAGAAACCCGCCCUCAAGAUCUUCUCCGUCCACUGGGGACCAAACUACACGUGGCAGCCCGCCGAGAAGAUUCGCUCGCUGGCGCAUUUUCUGAUCGACGAGUGCGGCGUGGACAUUGUGCAUGGCCACUCCUCGCACCAUGUGCAGGGUGUCGAGCGGUACCAUCGGAAACUUAUCAUCUACGGGUGUGGAGACUUCGUGGAUGAUUAUGCGUUGAACGAGGACUAUCGGAAUGACCUUGGGGCGGUGUGGAGGGUUUGUGUGAGGGAGGAGCAGGAUGAUGAUAAGGCCGACGUAGAGAGUUUCGGGUUAGUGUUGGAUCGAUUGGAGAUCUUCCCGACCCGUUGUGAUCGGUUCCAGGCGACUUUGUUGGAUCCGGAUGAUGAUGAUCAUCUUUGGGUGAAGAGGAAGAUUACCAGGUUGAGUGAGGAUAUGGGGACCAAGGUGCGUAGGGAUCUAGGGGGGGAGCAUCAGGUCGUGGUGGACCUGGGAGAUUGA
Messenger RNA from Aspergillus thermomutatus, 1176 nucleotides. Its product is annotated as CapA family protein. Lineage: Eukaryota; Fungi; Ascomycota; Eurotiomycetes; Eurotiales; Aspergillaceae. The transcript has a single exon. Bases 1 to 1176 code for a protein of 391 amino acids. The record is from RefSeq and is a predicted model, not a curated record.